AAAUAAUACUGUAAUCUGUAGUCUGUAGUCUGUACUAAUAUUUACUAGUAUAGCCCGUUAGAAAAGACCUACUGUAUUAGCAUGUCUGUCUUUUUGUAAAAUUAUAUUUAUUGAAAAUGUAUUUUUAAAAGUUUUUCACUUCUCUUAUAAUACUUUCACGAUGUAAAUUAAUAUAAAGUCAAAAUAACGAAACGAAAUUAAAAAAAGGAGAGUUUAUGACACAUAACUAAAACGUAUAUCAGAAAAAGAUUUUGACAUUUCGUGGUUACGAACAUUGAAAAUCUUCUUUAUAAUUCGAGAAUUUAAAAAAACGGGCAUGGAUAAUACCUCGAAUAAGGAAGAACAGAAUAACCAGGAUGAUUCAGAUUCUGAGGUAGACGAGGUAGAGCCUAGACUUAAAUACGUCAGGGUACGAAACGAUCUGCAACAUAUAUUACAAAAUGAUGCAGCUAGUUGCAUUGCUGUGCAUCCUAAGUUCCUAUGUCUGGGCUCACACUGGGGUAUGAUACAUCUUUUAGAUCAUCAAGGAAAUAAUAUACAAUCAAAAAGUUUACAAGCGCAUACAGUUGCUGUCAACCAGAUUUCUAUAGACCACAAUGGAGAUUUCAUUGCAUCCUGUAGUGAUGAUGGAAAAGUUUUUAUAUAUGGUCUUUACAGCACAGAAAAUAAUCACAAUAUGAGCAUGGGUAGAUUAGUCAAAAGCAUAGCUAUAGAUCCAAAUUAUUAUAAAAGUGGUAGUGGGAGAAGAUUUAUUACAGGUGGGGAUGAUAAGUUGGUUUUGUAUGAAAAAACAUUUUUAUCCAGAAUGAAACUAACUGUAUUAUGUGAUGCAGAAGGUGGAGUAAGAUCAAUUGCGUGGAUUGGACACUUUGUGGCUUGGGCAUCUGACACUGGUGUCAGAAUUUAUGAUUUAAAUGCCAAAUGUUCAUUAGGUCUUAUUAAAUGGACUAGAUCUGCUGAUACAUUACCAGAGCACUAUAGAUGUAAUCUUCGAUGGUCUGAUGAUAGAACAUUAUUAAUUGGAUGGGUUGAUAUAGUACGAAUUUGUCAAAUUAGAAAGAGAUCAAUACAGGAAAUGGUUAACAGAGACCUACCAGAAUUUGUAGUGGAUCCAGUUUCAACUUUCCAAGUGGAUUUUUACAUUUCUGGUAUUGCACCUUUAGAAAAUCAGUUAGUAUUGUUAGGAUGCUUGAAAGAAUUAGAUGAAAAUGGUAAAAGUCAGAGACCCACUUUACAUGUUGUUGAACCAAAGUAUCAAGAUUUCACUCUUGUUUGUGCAAAUUCCCUUACACUCCGUGGUUAUAAAGAAUACAGCUGUAAUGAUUAUCAUUUAGAUUGUUUGAAAGAAGAAAACAGGUUUUUUAUUGUAAGUCCAAAAGAUAUUGUUGUAGCUAGUUUAUAUGAUGCAGAUGAUAGAAUUGAGUGGUUAUUAUGUCAUGGUAAAUUUGAACAAGCAUUAGAGGCAGUAACAAUAAAUAAUGGCAAAGACUGUACAAAAUACACUUUAGUUUUUGUUGGCCGUGUAUACUUAGAUCAUUUGUUGGCUUGUGGGAAAUAUGAUGAAGCAGGAAAACUCUGUUCUAAAAUUUUAGGAAAGGAUAAAAAAUUAUGGGAGGAAGAAGUAUACAAAUUUGCAAGAGUUCAUCAAUUACGGUCUAUUUCUUCUUAUCUUCCAAGAGGUGAUGUCACAUUAGAUCCAUUGAUUUACGAAAUGGUUCUUUAUGAAUAUUUGAAAAUGGAUCCUGAUGGAUUUCUUCAACUAGUCAAAGAAUGGUCUCCUAAAUUGUAUAAAGUUGCAGCUGUUGUCAAUGGUGUUUUGGAACAUCUUCUAAUUCAUAAUCAACGACAAAAUGUAUUGUUAGAAGCUUUAGCAAUUCUAUAUAUUCACGAUGAAAAAUACGACAAAGCAUUAGCCAUGUAUUUAAAAUUAAGACAUAAAGAUAAAUAUCAAUUGUAUAAUACCGUUUAUGAUAUGAUAGAAGGUUUAAUGGAUCUAGAUGCGGAACGUGCUAUACAAUUUUUUUUAGAAAAGGACAGAGUGCCAUCUGAUAUUGUUGUACAAAAAUUGCAACAUAAUCAUCGAUAUUUAUAUUUGUAUUUAGAUGCAUUAGAUAAAAAAGAUACGAAAGGAAAAUACCAUGGAUUGUUGGUUCAACUUUAUGCUAAUUAUUCAAGAGAUAAAUUGUUACCACUUCUACGUCGUUCUGAUAAUUAUCCAAUACAGCAAGCGCUAGAUAUUUGUAGCCAGCGAAAAUUUUAUCCAGAAAUGGUAUAUUUACUUGGUAGAAUUGGAAAUACUUCUGAAGCUUUAGCACUUAUGACUAGAGAAUUGAAUGAUAUGCAGAGCGCGAUCGCAUUUUGUCAAGAACACGAUGACGAGGAAUUGUGGAAUGAUUUAAUUAUUUAUUCUCUUGAUAAGCCUCAGGCUAUCACAUUUUUAUUGCAAAAAAUAGGCACUUAUGUCGAUCCUAGACUCAUGGUACAAAGAAUAGAACCGUCUUUAGAAAUUCCUGGUUUAAAGAAAGCUUUAGUCAAGAUGAUGUGUGAUUAUAAUCUUCAAGUGUCGGUACAAGAAGGAUGUAAAAAAAUUUUAUCCAAUGAUUAUUUUAAUUUACAUGAAAGGCUAGUUAAAUGUUAUCAAAGAGGAAUAUUUAUAGAUGACAGUGUAAUUUUGACGUUGCUGAACUGAUAAGUUUUGACCCACCGAAAUGACCCUCAAUAGACAUCGAAGAUUGUACAUGCACUAAAAAUUCCCAAGCCUUAGGUCCGAUGGAUUCUACCACAACACAAUAGCUGCCUAUUGGUUUCGUGUCCCUCAUAGGUUCACUUUUUGAACAAAUUAUUAAGGUCUCUCGAAAACAUAAAUCCUUUUGAUUUACAUCGUCUGAGGUACAAAAAGAAAGAAGGAAACUAUUCAAAGAAUGGAGCAUAUUUUUUUCAACAAAAAUCUAAUAUUUAACAAUGAAAACAGUAUAGCUUAUAAGUAUAAAAAUAGUUACAUUCCAAUUCAUUUCACCAGUGACGAAUAAAUUUAGUAAUUUGUAUAUUAUAUAUUUUUCUAUGCUAUAUUUUACUACGUUCCGUUUUUUUUUGUGAACGUUUGUUUUAUUUAUGAAAUAUCUUUAUUCGUUGUUGGAGAAACUUAUUUAAAAUGAUUUAUUUUAGUAAGAUGUGGGAUAGAUAUUUUGCAUUAUUUGAAAAAUUUCUUAACAAAUUCAUUAGUCACAUAUAAUUGUUUUGUGUGAAAUUAUUUAAUCGUGAAUCCAUAAUUUAUUGUACAUACUAACAUAUACAUUAAGGUUUUAGAAAAUUAUUUUACAAUAAAACGUGAGGAAAUUACGAUUUAUACUUUAAUAUGUACAGUAAGAAGUUUGUCAAAUUGUUACAAUAUAUAUUUUGUAUUUUAUACAACAAGGUGCCAUUAUUGUAUAAAAUAAUUUUGAUAUGUUCUGUGGUAUGUGAGAAAAUCUAUGAAUACAAAAUUGCAUAAUAUCACAGUUAUACCUAAGUCUUUAGGUCACUAUGUAAAUAUUCUGUCUAAGUUGCAAUUUAGAACAAUAAUAUGUAAAAUACAAUUAAUAUAUAAAUUUUUUACGUCGCUCAAGAAGUUGUUAUGAUUAUUUGUUUACAAGCAAAAACGAUAAUCCGUUUAUUGAAAAGAGGGAAAAGAAAACAGAUUUACCAAUCGAAAAUUC
This is a messenger RNA of Heterotrigona itama, 3695 nucleotides long. The record is from the annotation of a GenBank genome assembly. NCBI's taxonomy places the organism in Eukaryota, Metazoa, Arthropoda, Insecta, Hymenoptera, Apidae.